AUGCCUCUUUUCAUUUCCUCUCUCCCCUCUCUUUUAACUCUUUCCUUCAGCUCUGCCAAUAUCCCAGGAUACACCGGGAAGGUUCAUUUUGCAGCCAGCCACCCGGCAAAUCCUGAUAUUCCAUCAACAACCCCAUCACCAGACUCAGAAGUGCACCGCAUCUUACGGAAAGAAAUGGAAGUUGGUGUCUUCCGUCACCAGGCACCGCUGUCUCGAAUGGUCACAACUGUAAAACCCUACAAUCCUUUCAAUAAGAAGCAACAGAAAACUGUAGGAUACUGACAAAGGCCUACCCUCCGAGUGGGACUCAUAAACCUCAGCCUUGGGGAAGCA
This is a messenger RNA of Odobenus rosmarus divergens (Pacific walrus), 333 nucleotides long. RefSeq lists its product as uncharacterized. The transcript is spliced from 2 exons. The record is from RefSeq and is a predicted model, not a curated record. NCBI's taxonomy places the organism in Eukaryota, Metazoa, Chordata, Mammalia, Carnivora, Odobenidae. The coding region runs from base 1 to 282 and encodes 93 amino acids.